GUUUGAGGUCAAGCUGACCCCUGUCCUUGCAAGUUUCACUGCAGAGAUGCUAGCAACAGCCAUCAACAACACCACCUGCACUAACUACCGAGUGAUUGUUUCAGGAAUAAGCAGUGUGUUCUCUAAGAUGACUGCCAGCAGGAGGGAGGAAAUAACAAAGGUUUUAGUCAAACACCUGAAGAAUCUUGCUGCACAGCUAAACACACCAGUUUGCAGAAAGGAUAUCCACAGUGACGCUGACUGGCUGAGAAUCAACUUGGGUCUGUUCUCGACAACAGCUGACUACUCUGAUCUCAAAGACUUGAAUAUCUCUGGGGUGGUGGUCCUGGACUCCCUUUCUGCACAACAGAAAGCAGAGCUGAUACUAGAUCCAUCCAGUGGUGCUCUAGAGAAUGAGACGCUGGUGAAGGAAGUGCUGACAGGAAUACUCUCAUCCUCUGGGAAGGAGCAGCUCUAUGUGUUCUUUGAGACUUUUGUCAACGUCACCGAAGAGGAACAAAUUUACUUCAUUGAAAACGCAGCUGUGAGAGACACAAUUCUGAAUGUGACAUUGACGGCUCUUGCUCCCAAAUUUAACGUCUUCCCACCGAGUCAGUUUGAGUUGUGGUUCCAAGAGAAUCUUUUCGUUGUACUGGCCAGUUUCCGACCCUCUUGGUUGCUCGUGAUCCCUAGAAAACCUCAGCUGUGACUCCUACAAGGCAAUUUUGAAAGGCAUGGAUAUGAGUCUGGCAGUCCUUCCACGCGACCUUGAUCAGAACCUAAGAUCAAGCAGAGAAAUGCUGAGCCAGACUUUGCCAAAAGAUUGCACAGUGCCCGUCCCUGUUGGUGUGUGCAAGAAGACAGUAGUAGAUGCAUCACGCGUUUGUCAAGGGGUAGGGAGUCCUCCACUUCAGAGUCAAGUGUCCUUUGGAAACGUCUCUGCACAGCUCUGCAACUUUAGCAUCUCUCACUACGCCUGUUCAUCAGUGGUGGCUCUGUCCUCCAGUGAUCUGGUCAAAGUCAUGGCAUGCAAGCUGACCAGCAGCAUGAACUACAGCAGGGAGAUUUGGAAUCUUUUCUUCCAAAAGUUUGCAGCACCUCUGGAUGAAGCCCUGGAUGCCUACUCCAACAUGACCCUCAACAUCAGUCUGCCUGACCCAUACGUUCUUGAUGCCAUCGGUGAGGUGAAAGUCAACAACUUCAGCAAUGCACAGCUUGCGGAUUCCGUUUUCAUCACCAAGUGGUUCCAGACGAGGCUCAGACCAUUUUUGUCAUCAGUGUCCGUAGACUUCCUCUCUUGUCUCAGUUCCAAGAACUUCAGCUGUCAAACCUACCAAGUUGUGGUGGAGGCUUUUAGCAGGCAAGAUCAACUCAUGGAAGAAGAACAGAAAUGGUCCAUCUUUACUUAUUUCAUCUAUCCUUUCCUCUCAAGAGACGACCUAUCAGAUCCCGGUUGUGUUUCCAGCACUUCUGGCAGCGGUGACUGGCUAGCAAAGAACCUUGGCAAGUUCUCCAUCUAUGCCACCUUGGAAGAUCUUGGAAUUCUAAAUGAAAAUUUCUCCAGCUUUGUCUCUUUGGACCUGCUGACUCCUAGCCAAGCAGCUGAACUCACUCUGUCCUCUGGAGCACUGAACAGUACAAGUCAGAUCAACCUAGUCUUCUACCGACUAGAGAAAGGCGAUGCUUUCAAGAAUGUGGAUGAGUUUUUCACAGCCCUUAUUGAUCAGGAGCAGGUUGGCAAAAUCAUCCCUGCGGUGAGAGAUGUGAUGAUGAAUCUAACCUUCAAAAUCAUCAGCAUUAAGUUUCCACAGUUUGAGACCUCUGACUGGAUCGACUGGUUUGAGGUCAAGCUGACCCCUGUCCUUGCAAGUUUCACUGCAGAGAUGCUAGCAACAGCCAUCAACAACACCACCUGCACUAACUACCGAGUGAUUGUUUCAGGAAUAAGCAGUGUGUUCUCUAAGAUGACUGCCAGCAGGAGGGAGGAAAUAACAAAGGUUUUAGUCAAACACCUGAAGAAUCUUGCUGCACAGCUAAACACACCAGUUUGCAGAAAGGAUAUCCACAGUGACGCUGACUGGCUGAGAAUCAACUUGGGUCUGUUCUCGACAACAGCUGACUACUCUGAUCUCAAAGACUUGAAUAUCUCUGGGGUGGUGGUCCUGGACUCCCUUUCUGCACAACAGAAAGCAGAGCUGAUACUAGAUCCAUCCAGUGGUGCUCUAGAGAAUGAGACGCUGGUGAAGGAAGUGCUGACAGGAAUACUCUCAUCCUCUGGGAAGGAGCAGCUCUAUGUGUUCUUUGAGACUUUUGUCAACGUCACCGAAGAGGAACAAAUUUACUUCAUUGAAAACGCAGCUGUGAGAGACACAAUUCUGAAUGUGACAUUGACGGCUCUUGCUCCCAAAUUUAACGUCUUCCCACCGAGUCAGUUUGAGUUGUGGUUCCAAGAGAAUCUUUUCGUUGUACUGGCCAGUUUCCGACCCUCUUGGUUGCUCGUGAUCCCUAGAAACCUCAGCUGUGACUCCUACAAGGCAAUUUUGAAAGGCAUGGAUAUGAGUCUGGCAGUCCUUCCACGCGACCUUGAUCAGAACCUAAGAUCAAGCAGAGAAAUGCUGAGCCAGACUUUGCCAAAAGAUUGCACAGUGCCCGUCCCUGUUGGUGUGUGCAAGAAGACAGUAGUAGAUGCAUCACGCGUUUGUCAAGGGGUAGGGAGUCCUCCACUUCAGAGUCAAGUGUCCUUUGGAAACGUCUCUGCACAGCUCUGCAACUUUAGCAUCUCUCACUACGCCUGUUCAUCAGUGGUGGCUCUGUCCUCCAGUGAUCUGGUCAAAGUCAUGGCAUGCAAGCUGACCAGCAGCAUGAACUACAGCAGGGAGAUUUGGAAUCUUUUCUUCCAAAAGUUUGCAGCACCUCUGGAUGAAGCCCUGGAUGCCUACUCCAACAUGACCCUCAACAUCAGUCUGCCUGACCCAUACGUUCUUGAUGCCAUCGGUGAGGUGAAAGUCAACAACUUCAGCAAUGCACAGCUUGCGGAUUCCGUUUUCAUCACCAAGUGGUUCCAGACGAGGCUCAGACCAUUUUUGUCAUCAGUGUCCGUAGACUUCCUCUCUUGUCUCAGUUCCAAGAACUUCAGCUGUCAAACCUACCAAGUUGUGGUGGAGGCUUUUAGCAGGCAAGAUCAACUCAUGGAAGAAGAACAGAAAUGGUCCAUCUUUACUUAUUUCAUCUAUCCUUUCCUCUCAAGAGACGACCUAUCAGAUCCCGGUUGUGUUUCCAGCACUUCUGGCAGCGGUGACUGGCUAGCAAAGAACCUUGGCAAGUUCUCCAUGUAUGCCACCUUGGAAGAUCUUGGAAUUCUAAAUGAAAAUUUCUCCAGCUUUGUCUCUUUGGACCUGCUGACUCCUAGCCAAGCAGCUGAACUCACUCUGUCCUCUGGAGCACUGAACAGUACAAGUCAGAUCAACCUAGUCUUCUACCGACUAGAGAAAGGCGAUGCUUUCAAGAAUGUGGAUGAGUUUUUCACAGCCCUUAUUGAUCAGGAGCAGGUUGGCAAAAUCAUCCCUGCGGUGAGAGAUGUGAUGAUGAAUCUAACCUUCAAAAUCAUCAGCAUUAAGUUUCCACAGUUUGAGACCUCUGACUGGAUCGACUGGUUUGAGGUCAAGCUGACCCCUGUCCUUGCAAGUUUCACUGCAGAGAUGCUAGCAACAGCCAUCAACAACACCACCUGCACUAACUACCGAGUGAUUGUUUCAGGAAUAAGCAGUGUGUUCUCUAAGAUGACUGCCAGCAGGAGGGAGGAAAUAACAAAGGUUUUAGUCAAACACCUGAAGAAUCUUGCUGCACAGCUAAACACACCAGUUUGCAGAAAGGAUAUCCACAGUGACGCUGACUGGCUGAGAAUCAACUUGGGUCUGUUCUCGACAACAGCUGACUACUCUGAUCUCAAAGACUUGAAUAUCUCUGGGGUGGUGGUCCUGGACUCCCUUUCUGCACAACAGAAAGCAGAGCUGAUACUAGAUCCAUCCAGUGGUGCUCUAGAGAAUGAGACGCUGGUGAAGGAAGUGCUGACAGGAAUACUCUCAUCCUCUGGGAAGGAGCAGCUCUAUGUGUUCUUUGAGACUUUUGUCAACGUCACCGAAGAGGAACAAAUUUACUUCAUUGAAAACGCAGCUGUGAGAGACACAAUUCUGAAUGUGACAUUGACGGCUCUUGCUCCCAAAUUUAACGUCUUCCCACCGAGUCAGUUUGAGUUGUGGUUCCAAGAGAAUCUUUUCGUUGUACUGGCCAGUUUCCGACCCUCUUGGUUGCUCGUGAUCCCUAGAAACCUCAGCUGUGACUCCUACAAGGCAAUUUUGAAAGGCAUGGAUAUGAGUCUGGCAGUCCUUCCACGCGACCUUGAUCAGAACCUAAGAUCAAGCAGAGAAAUGCUGAGCCAGACUUUGCCAAAAGAUUGCACAGUGCCCGUCCCUGUUGGUGUGUGCAAGAAGACAGUAGUAGAUGCAUCACGCGUUUGUCAAGGGGUAGGGAGUCCUCCACUUCAGAGUCAAGUGUCCUUUGGAAACGUCUCUGCACAGCUCUGCAACUUUAGCAUCUCUCACUACGCCUGUUCAUCAGUGGUGGCUCUGUCCUCCAGUGAUCUGGUCAAAGUCAUGGCAUGCAAGCUGACCAGCAGCAUGAACUACAGCAGGGAGAUUUGGAAUCUUUUCUUCCAAAAGUUUGCAGCACCUCUGGAUGAAGCCCUGGAUGCCUACUCCAACAUGACCCUCAACAUCAGUCUGCCUGACCCAUACGUUCUUGAUGCCAUCGGUGAGGUGAAAGUCAACAACUUCAGCAAUGCACAGCUUGCGGAUUCCGUUUUCAUCACCAAGUGGUUCCAGACGAGGCUCAGACCAUUUUUGUCAUCAGUGUCCGUAGACUUCCUCUCUUGUCUCAGUUCCAAGAACUUCAGCUGUCAAACCUACCAAGUUGUGGUGGAGGCUUUUAGCAGGCAAGAUCAACUCAUGGAAGAAGAACAGAAAUGGUCCAUCUUUACUUAUUUCAUCUAUCCUUUCCUCUCAAGAGACGACCUAUCAGAUCCCGGUUGUGUUUCCAGCACUUCUGGCAGCGGUGACUGGCUAGCAAAGAACCUUGGCAAGUUCUCCAUGUAUGCCACCUUGGAAGAUCUUGGAAUUCUAAAUGAAAAUUUCUCCAGCUUUGUCUCUUUGGACCUGCUGACUCCUAGCCAAGCAGCUGAACUCACUCUGUCCUCUGGAGCACUGAACAGUACAAGUCAGAUCAACCUAGUCUUCUACCGACUAGAGAAAGGCGAUGCUUUCAAGAAUGUGGAUGAGUUUUUCACAGCCCUUAUUGAUCAGGAGCAGGUUGGCAAAAUCAUCCCUGCGGUGAGAGAUGUGAUGAUGAAUCUAACCUUCAAAAUCAUCAGCAUUAAGUUUCCACAGUUUGAGACCUCUGACUGGAUCGACUGGUUUGAGGUCAAGCUGACCCCUGUCCUUGCAAGUUUCACUGCAGAGAUGCUAGCAACAGCCAUCAACAACACCACCUGCACUAACUACCGAGUGAUUGUUUCAGGAAUAAGCAGUGUGUUCUCUAAGAUGACUGCCAGCAGGAGGGAGGAAAUAACAAAGGUUUUAGUCAAACACCUGAAGAAUCUUGCUGCACAGCUAAACACACCAGUUUGCAGAAAGGAUAUCCACAGUGACGCUGACUGGCUGAGAAUCAACUUGGGUCUGUUCUCGACAACAGCUGACUACUCUGAUCUCAAAGACUUGAAUAUCUCUGGGGUGGUGGUCCUGGACUCCCUUUCUGCACAACAGAAAGCAGAGCUGAUACUAGAUCCAUCCAGUGGUGCUCUAGAGAAUGAGACGCUGGUGAAGGAAGUGCUGACAGGAAUACUCUCAUCCUCUGGGAAGGAGCAGCUCUAUGUGUUCUUUGAGACUUUUGUCAACGUCACCGAAGAGGAACAAAUUUACUUCAUUGAAAACGCAGCUGUGAGAGACACAAUUCUGAAUGUGACAUUGACGGCUCUUGCUCCCAAAUUUAACGUCUUCCCACCGAGUCAGUUUGAGUUGUGGUUCCAAGAGAAUCUUUUCGUUGUACUGGCCAGUUUCCGACCCUCUUGGUUGCUCGUGAUCCCUAGAAACCUCAGCUGUGACUCCUACAAGGCAAUUUUGAAAGGCAUGGAUAUGAGUCUGGCAGUCCUUCCACGCGACCUUGAUCAGAACCUAAGAUCAAGCAGAGAAAUGCUGAGCCAGACUUUGCCAAAAGAUUGCACAGUGCCCGUCCCUGUUGGUGUGUGCAAGAAGACAGUAGUAGAUGCAUCACGCGUUUGUCAAGGGGUAGGGAGUCCUCCACUUCAGAGUCAAGUGUCCUUUGGAAACGUCUCUGCACAGCUCUGCAACUUUAGCAUCUCUCACUACGCCUGUUCAUCAGUGGUGGCUCUGUCCUCCAGUGAUCUGGUCAAAGUCAUGGCAUGCAAGCUGACCAGCAGCAUGAACUACAGCAGGGAGAUUUGGAAUCUUUUCUUCCAAAAGUUUGCAGCACCUCUGGAUGAAGCCCUGGAUGCCUACUCCAACAUGACCCUCAACAUCAGUCUGCCUGACCCAUACGUUCUUGAUGCCAUCGGUGAGGUGAAAGUCAACAACUUCAGCAAUGCACAGCUUGCGGAUUCCGUUUUCAUCACCAAGUGGUUCCAGACGAGGCUCAGACCAUUUUUGUCAUCAGUGUCCGUAGACUUCCUCUCUUGUCUCAGUUCCAAGAACUUCAGCUGUCAAACCUACCAAGUUGUGGUGGAGGCUUUUAGCAGGCAAGAUCAACUCAUGGAAGAAGAACAGAAAUGGUCCAUCUUUACUUAUUUCAUCUAUCCUUUCCUCUCAAGAGACGACCUAUCAGAUCCCGGUUGUGUUUCCAGCACUUCUGGCAGCGGUGACUGGCUAGCAAAGAACCUUGGCAAGUUCUCCAUGUAUGCCACCUUGGAAGAUCUUGGAAUUCUAAAUGAAAAUUUCUCCAGCUUUGUCUCUUUGGACCUGCUGACUCCUAGCCAAGCAGCUGAACUCACUCUGUCCUCUGGAGCACUGAACAGUACAAGUCAGAUCAACCUAGUCUUCUACCGACUAGAGAAAGGCGAUGCUUUCAAGAAUGUGGAUGAGUUUUUCACAGCCCUUAUUGAUCAGGAGCAGGUUGGCAAAAUCAUCCCUGCGGUGAGAGAUGUGAUGAUGAAUCUAACCUUCAAAAUCAUCAGCAUUAAGUUUCCACAGUUUGAGACCUCUGACUGGAUCGACUGGUUUGAGGUCAAGCUGACCCCUGUCCUUGCAAGUUUCACUGCAGAGAUGCUAGCAACAGCCAUCAACAACACCACCUGCACUAACUACCGAGUGAUUGUUUCAGGAAUAAGCAGUGUGUUCUCUAAGAUGACUGCCAGCAGGAGGGAGGAAAUAACAAAGGUUUUAGUCAAACACCUGAAGAAUCUUGCUGCACAGCUAAACACACCAGUUUGCAGAAAGGAUAUCCACAGUGACGCUGACUGGCUGAGAAUCAACUUGGGUCUGUUCUCGACAACAGCUGACUACUCUGAUCUCAAAGACUUGAAUAUCUCUGGGGUGGUGGUCCUGGACUCCCUUUCUGCACAACAGAAAGCAGAGCUGAUACUAGAUCCAUCCAGUGGUGCUCUAGAGAAUGAGACGCUGGUGAAGGAAGUGCUGACAGGAAUACUCUCAUCCUCUGGGAAGGAGCAGCUCUAUGUGUUCUUUGAGACUUUUGUCAACGUCACCGAAGAGGAACAAAUUUACUUCAUUGAAAACGCAGCUGUGAGAGACACAAUUCUGAAUGUGACAUUGACGGCUCUUGCUCCCAAAUUUAACGUCUUCCCACCGAGUCAGUUUGAGUUGUGGUUCCAAGAGAAUCUUUUCGUUGUACUGGCCAGUUUCCGACCCUCUUGGUUGCUCGUGAUCCCUAGAAACCUCAGCUGUGACUCCUACAAGGCAAUUUUGAAAGGCAUGGAUAUGAGUCUGGCAGUCCUUCCACGCGACCUUGAUCAGAACCUAAGAUCAAGCAGAGAAAUGCUGAGCCAGACUUUGCCAAAAGAUUGCACAGUGCCCGUCCCUGUUGGUGUGUGCAAGAAGACAGUAGUAGAUGCAUCACGCGUUUGUCAAGGGGUAGGGAGUCCUCCACUUCAGAGUCAAGUGUCCUUUGGAAACGUCUCUGCACAGCUCUGCAACUUUAGCAUCUCUCACUACGCCUGUUCAUCAGUGGUGGCUCUGUCCUCCAGUGAUCUGGUCAAAGUCAUGGCAUGCAAGCUGACCAGCAGCAUGAACUACAGCAGGGAGAUUUGGAAUCUUUUCUUCCAAAAGUUUGCAGCACCUCUGGAUGAAGCCCUGGAUGCCUACUCCAACAUGACCCUCAACAUCAGUCUGCCUGACCCAUACGUUCUUGAUGCCAUCGGUGAGGUGAAAGUCAACAACUUCAGCAAUGCACAGCUUGCGGAUUCCGUUUUCAUCACCAAGUGGUUCCAGACGAGGCUCAGACCAUUUUUGUCAUCAGUGUCCGUAGACUUCCUCUCUUGUCUCAGUUCCAAGAACUUCAGCUGUCAAACCUACCAAGUUGUGGUGGAGGCUUUUAGCAGGCAAGAUCAACUCAUGGAAGAAGAACAGAAAUGGUCCAUCUUUACUUAUUUCAUCUAUCCUUUCCUCUCAAGAGACGACCUAUCAGAUCCCGGUUGUGUUUCCAGCACUUCUGGCAGCGGUGACUGGCUAGCAAAGAACCUUGGCAAGUUCUCCAUGUAUGCCACCUUGGAAGAUCUUGGAAUUCUAAAUGAAAAUUUCUCCAGCUUUGUCUCUUUGGACCUGCUGACUCCUAGCCAAGCAGCUGAACUCACUCUGUCCUCUGGAGCACUGAACAGUACAAGUCAGAUCAACCUAGUCUUCUACCGACUAGAGAAAGGCGAUGCUUUCAAGAAUGUGGAUGAGUUUUUCACAGCCCUUAUUGAUCAGGAGCAGGUUGGCAAAAUCAUCCCUGCGGUGAGAGAUGUGAUGAUGAAUCUAACCUUCAAAAUCAUCAGCAUUAAGUUUCCACAGUUUGAGACCUCUGACUGGAUCGACUGGUUUGAGGUCAAGCUGACCCCUGUCCUUGCAAGUUUCACUGCAGAGAUGCUAGCAACAGCCAUCAACAACACCACCUGCACUAACUACCGAGUGAUUGUUUCAGGAAUAAGCAGUGUGUUCUCUAAGAUGACUGCCAGCAGGAGGGAGGAAAUAACAAAGGUUUUAGUCAAACACCUGAAGAAUCUUGCUGCACAGCUAAACACACCAGUUUGCAGAAAGGAUAUCCACAGUGACGCUGACUGGCUGAGAAUCAACUUGGGUCUGUUCUCGACAACAGCUGACUACUCUGAUCUCAAAGACUUGAAUAUCUCUGGGGUGGUGGUCCUGGACUCCCUUUCUGCACAACAGAAAGCAGAGCUGAUACUAGAUCCAUCCAGUGGUGCUCUAGAGAAUGAGACGCUGGUGAAGGAAGUGCUGACAGGAAUACUCUCAUCCUCUGGGAAGGAGCAGCUCUAUGUGUUCUUUGAGACUUUUGUCAACGUCACCGAAGAGGAACAAAUUUACUUCAUUGAAAACGCAGCUGUGAGAGACACAAUUCUGAAUGUGACAUUGACGGCUCUUGCUCCCAAAUUUAACGUCUUCCCACCGAGUCAGUUUGAGUUGUGGUUCCAAGAGAAUCUUUUCGUUGUACUGGCCAGUUUCCGACCCUCUUGGUUGCUCGUGAUCCCUAGAAACCUCAGCUGUGACUCCUACAAGGCAAUUUUGAAAGGCAUGGAUAUGAGUCUGGCAGUCCUUCCACGCGACCUUGAUCAGAACCUAAGAUCAAGCAGAGAAAUGCUGAGCCAGACUUUGCCAAAAGAUUGCACAGUGCCCGUCCCUGUUGGUGUGUGCAAGAAGACAGUAGUAGAUGCAUCACGCGUUUGUCAAGGGGUAGGGAGUCCUCCACUUCAGAGUCAAGUGUCCUUUGGAAACGUCUCUGCACAGCUCUGCAACUUUAGCAUCUCUCACUACGCCUGUUCAUCAGUGGUGGCUCUGUCCUCCAGUGAUCUGGUCAAAGUCAUGGCAUGCAAGCUGACCAGCAGCAUGAACUACAGCAGGGAGAUUUGGAAUCUUUUCUUCCAAAAGUUUGCAGCACCUCUGGAUGAAGCCCUGGAUGCCUACUCCAACAUGACCCUCAACAUCAGUCUGCCUGACCCAUACGUUCUUGAUGCCAUCGGUGAGGUGAAAGUCAACAACUUCAGCAAUGCACAGCUUGCGGAUUCCGUUUUCAUCACCAAGUGGUUCCAGACGAGGCUCAGACCAUUUUUGUCAUCAGUGUCCGUAGACUUCCUCUCUUGUCUCAGUUCCAAGAACUUCAGCUGUCAAACCUACCAAGUUGUGGUGGAGGCUUUUAGCAGGCAAGAUCAACUCAUGGAAGAAGAACAGAAAUGGUCCAUCUUUACUUAUUUCAUCUAUCCUUUCCUCUCAAGAGACGACCUAUCAGAUCCCGGUUGUGUUUCCAGCACUUCUGGCAGCGGUGACUGGCUAGCAAAGAACCUUGGCAAGUUCUCCAUCUAUGCCACCUUGGAAGAUCUUGGAAUUCUAAAUGAAAAUUUCUCCAGCUUUGUCUCUUUGGACCUGCUGACUCCUAGCCAAGCAGCUGAACUCACUCUGUCCUCUGGAGCACUGAACAGUACAAGUCAGAUCAACCUAGUCUUCUACCGACUAGAGAAAGGCGAUGCUUUCAAGAAUGUGGAUGAGUUUUUCACAGCCCUUAUUGAUCAGGAGCAGGUUGGCAAAAUCAUCCCUGCGGUGAGAGAUGUGAUGAUGAAUCUAACCUUCAAAAUCAUCAGCAUUAAGUUUCCACAGUUUGAGACCUCUGACUGGAUCGACUGGUUUGAGGUCAAGCUGACCCCUGUCCUUGCAAGUUUCACUGCAGAGAUGCUAGCAACAGCCAUCAACAACACCACCUGCACUAACUACCGAGUGAUUGUUUCAGGAAUAAGCAGUGUGUUCUCUAAGAUGACUGCCAGCAGGAGGGAGGAAAUAACAAAGGUUUUAGUCAAACACCUGAAGAAUCUUGCUGCACAGCUAAACACACCAGUUUGCAGAAAGGAUAUCCACAGUGACGCUGACUGGCUGAGAAUCAACUUGGGUCUGUUCUCGACAACAGCUGACUACUCUGAUCUCAAAGACUUGAAUAUCUCUGGGGUGGUGGUCCUGGACUCCCUUUCUGCACAACAGAAAGCAGAGCUGAUACUAGAUCCAUCCAGUGGUGCUCUAGAGAAUGAGACGCUGGUGAAGGAAGUGCUGACAGGAAUACUCUCAUCCUCUGGGAAGGAGCAGCUCUAUGUGUUCUUUGAGACUUUUGUCAACGUCACCGAAGAGGAACAAAUUUACUUCAUUGAAAACGCAGCUGUGAGAGACACAAUUCUGAAUGUGACAUUGACGGCUCUUGCUCCCAAAUUUAACGUCUUCCCACCGAGUCAGUUUGAGUUGUGGUUCCAAGAGAAUCUUUUCGUUGUACUGGCCAGUUUCCGACCCUCUUGGUUGCUCGUGAUCCCUAGAAACCUCAGCUGUGACUCCUACAAGGCAAUUUUGAAAGGCAUGGAUAUGAGUCUGGCAGUCCUUCCACGCGACCUUGAUCAGAACCUAAGAUCAAGCAGAGAAAUGCUGAGCCAGACUUUGCCAAAAGAUUGCACAGUGCCCGUCCCUGUUGGUGUGUGCAAGAAGACAGUAGUAGAUGCAUCACGCGUUUGUCAAGGGGUAGGGAGUCCUCCACUUCAGAGUCAAGUGUCCUUUGGAAACGUCUCUGCACAGCUCUGCAACUUUAGCAUCUCUCACUACGCCUGUUCAUCAGUGGUGGCUCUGUCCUCCAGUGAUCUGGUCAAAGUCAUGGCAUGCAAGCUGACCAGCAGCAUGAACUACAGCAGGGAGAUUUGGAAUCUUUUCUUCCAAAAGUUUGCAGCACCUCUGGAUGAAGCCCUGGAUGCCUACUCCAACAUGACCCUCAACAUCAGUCUGCCUGACCCAUACGUUCUUGAUGCCAUCGGUGAGGUGAAAGUCAACAACUUCAGCAAUGCACAGCUUGCGGAUUCCGUUUUCAUCACCAAGUGGUUCCAGACGAGGCUCAGGCCAUUUUUGUCAUCAGUGUCCGUAGACUUCCUCUCUUGUCUCAGUUCCAAGAACUUCAGCUGUCAAACCUACCAAGUUGUGGUGGAGGCUUUUAGCAGGCAAGAUCAACUCAUGGAAGAAGAACAGAAAUGGUCCAUCUUUACUUAUUUCAUCUAUCCUUUCCUCUCAAGAGACGACCUAUCAGAUCCCGGUUGUGUUUCCAGCACUUCUGGCAGCGGUGACUGGCUAGCAAAGAACCUUGGCAAGUUCUCCAUGUAUGCCACCUUGGAAGAUCUUGGAAUUCUAAAUGAAAAUUUCUCCAGCUUUGUCUCUUUGGACCUGCUGACUCCUAGCCAAGCAGCUGAACUCACUCUGUCCUCUGGAGCACUGAACAGUACAAGUCAGAUCAACCUAGUCUUCUACCGACUAGAGAAAGGCGAUGCUUUCAAGAAUGUGGAUGAGUUUUUCACAGCCCUUAUUGAUCAGGAGCAGGUUGGCAAAAUCAUCCCUGCGGUGAGAGAUGUGAUGAUGAAUCUAACCUUCAAAAUCAUCAGCAUUAAGUUUCCACAGUUUGAGACCUCUGACUGGAUCGACUGGUUUGAGGUCAAGCUGACCCCUGUCCUUGCAAGUUUCACUGCAGAGAUGCUAGCAACAGCCAUCAACAACACCACCUGCACUAACUACCGAGUGAUUGUUUCAGGAAUAAGCAGUGUGUUCUCUAAGAUGACUGCCAGCAGGAGGGAGGAAAUAACAAAGGUUUUAGUCAAACACCUGAAGAAUCUUGCUGCACAGCUAAACACACCAGUUUGCAGAAAGGAUAUCCACAGUGACGCUGACUGGCUGAGAAUCAACUUGGGUCUGUUCUCGACAACAGCUGACUACUCUGAUCUCAAAGACUUGAAUAUCUCUGGGGUGGUGGUCCUGGACUCCCUUUCUGCACAACAGAAAGCAGAGCUGAUACUAGAUCCAUCCAGUGGUGCUCUAGAGAAUGAGACGCUGGUGAAGGAAGUGCUGACAGGAAUACUCUCAUCCUCUGGGAAGGAGCAGCUCUAUGUGUUCUUUGAGACUUUUGUCAACGUCACCGAAGAGGAACAAAUUUACUUCAUUGAAAACGCAGCUGUGAGAGACACAAUUCUGAAUGUGACAUUGACGGCUCUUGCUCCCAAAUUUAACGUCUUCCCACCGAGUCAGUUUGAGUUGUGGUUCCAAGAGAAUCUUUUCGUUGUACUGGCCAGUUUCCGACCCUCUUGGUUGCUCGUGAUCCCUAGAAACCUCAGCUGUGACUCCUACAAGGCAAUUUUGAAAGGCAUGGAUAUGAGUCUGGCAGUCCUUCCACGCGACCUUGAUCAGAACCUAAGAUCAAGCAGAGAAAUGCUGAGCCAGACUUUGCCAAAAGAUUGCACAGUGCCCGUCCCUGUUGGUGUGUGCAAGAAGACAGUAGUAGAUGCAUCACGCGUUUGUCAAGGGGUAGGGAGUCCUCCACUUCAGAGUCAAGUGUCCUUUGGAAACGUCUCUGCACAGCUCUGCAACUUUAGCAUCUCUCACUACGCCUGUUCAUCAGUGGUGGCUCUGUCCUCCAGUGAUCUGGUCAAAGUCAUGGCAUGCAAGCUGACCAGCAGCAUGAACUACAGCAGGGAGAUUUGGAAUCUUUUCUUCCAAAAGUUUGCAGCACCUCUGGAUGAAGCCCUGGAUGCCUACUCCAACAUGACCCUCAACAUCAGUCUGCCUGACCCAUACGUUCUUGAUGCCAUCGGUGAGGUGAAAGUCAACAACUUCAGCAAUGCACAGCUUGCGGAUUCCGUUUUCAUCACCAAGUGGUUCCAGACGAGGCUCAGGCCAUUUUUGUCAUCAGUGUCCGUAGACUUCCUCUCUUGUCUCAGUUCCAAGAACUUCAGCUGUCAAACCUACCAAGUUGUGGUGGAGGCUUUUAGCAGGCAAGAUCAACUCAUGCAAGAAGAACAGAAAUGGUCCAUCUUUACUUAUUUCAUCUAUCCUUUCCUCUCAAGAGACGACCUAUCAGAUCCCGGUUGUGUUUCCAGCACUUCUGGCAGCGGUGACUGGCUAGCAAAGAACCUUGGCAAGUUCUCCAUCUAUGCCACCUUGAAAGAUCUUGGAAUUCUAAAUGAAAAUUUCUCCAGCUUUGUCUCUUUGGACCUGCUGACUCCUAGCCAAGCAGCUGAACUCACUCUGUCCUCUGGAGCACUAAACAGCACAAGCCAGAUCAACCUAGUCUUCUACCGACUAGAGAAAGGCGAUGCUUUCAAGAAUGUGGAUGAGUUUUUCACAGCCCUUAUUGAUCAGGAGCAGGUUGGCAAAAUCAUCCCUGCGGUGAGAGAUGUGAUGAUGAAUCUAACCUUCAAAAUCAUCAGCAUUAAGUUUCCACAGUUUGAGACCUCUGACUGGAUCGACUGGUUUGAGGUCAAGCUGACCCCUGUCCUUGCAAGUCUCACUACAGAGAUGCUAGCAACAGCCAUCAACAACACAAACUGCACUAACUACCGAGUGAUUGUUUCAGGAAUAAGCAGUGUGUUCUCUAAGAUGACUGCCAGCAGGAGGGAGGAAAUAACAAAGGUUUUAAUCAAACAUCUGAAGAAUCUUGCUGCACAGCUAAACACACCAGUUUGCAAAAAGGAUAUUCACAAUGAUUCUGAGUGGCUGAAUAUCAAUUUGGGUCUUUUCUCAACAAUAGCAGAAUACUCUGACAUCAAAGAUUUGAAUAUCUCUGGGGUGGUGGUUCUGGAUUCCCUUUCUCCUGAACAGAAAGCAGAGCUGAUACUAGAUCCAUCCACUGGCGCUCUAGAAAAUGAGACGCUAUUAAAGGAAGUGAUGAUGGGUAUCCUGUCAUCUUCGAGAGAGGAACAGCUCUAUACAUUUUUUGAGACUUUUUCCAACAUCACCAAAUCGAGGAACAUAACAAGGAUUCCUCCAGCAGUGUCAGAAACCAUUCUAAACAUGACACUGCUGGCUCUGGUGCCCCGAUUCCAGACCUUCAUCACACAGGACUUUGCCUUGUGGUUCCAGACCUAUCUCCACCUUUUCCUUCCUGGGCUUGGUCCAAACACCCUGUCCGUCAUCCCCAGGAACAUGAGCUGCAACUCCUAUAAAGAAAUAGUGAAAGGAUUUUACGAUGUGUACAGUGACCUCUCAGUGACUCAGUCUGGGCAGAUCUUCAGUUUCAUACAAGACUAUCUUCAGCACCAGUCCAGUCAAGGACCAAAUAGUUUGCGCUGUUAUGGCAGCGGGAGCUUCUAUGUCUUCCUCAAGAACUCCUUCCUCAGUUUUGGAUUUCCUGACCUGAGUGCCUUUUUGUCUCUCAUCCCAGCCAACCGACAGCAAGAGCUGUUGGGCUCCAUUACACCAGGAGAACUGUAUGAGUUUCUGAAUGGGCCGAACACAGUCAGGAACGGGUCAGAUCUCUGCACACUCCUCAACAACUACAACAGCACCAAUCAGUACCUGGAGACGCAGCCAGUUGUAUCUGCAGCUGUGGGCAGACAGACGUUGGGGUGCGUUUGGUCUCGUGCUCUCAGCGUCUCGUCUCAGGAUGAGGUGGCUCAGUGGUUUAAUGUCAGACUGGCUCAGUACCUGCCCCUUCUCAGCUCUCAGCUCAUCAGCCCCACCCAGCUCAGAGGCGCCUCCUGCCUCUCAUACAGGAAACUGGUUUCAGUCCUGGGGAAGAACUAUAAUUUCUCAGGUACUGACUUCACCCCAGUUGAUGUGUACAGCUCUAUAAAGGCUUAUCUGAACAGCAGCGAUGGCACUCCCCGUUGCUAUAACUCUUCUGAUCCUCUUCUGAACUCUACUGCCUGGUUUGCCAACAACAUUGGAUUCUUCGUCACCUUCAUCUCCCUCACUGACCUCCAGUCCUUCAUAUCAGACAGCCAGAUUGGUGUUUUCCUGAAUAACUCGGAGAAUAUUCAGCUGUUUAACAACUCAGGAGUUGCAGCCAAUGUCACCACAUACUACAGCACACAGCUAUACAUCCAGAAUCCCAACUUCAGUCCCCUCAGUUUGCCAGGUGUCCUCCUGUGUGGAGCUCCUGGUUCUGCAUUUGUGACUCUAAAAGCUACAGACAGCCAGACCAUCCUGGACAGCAUCAAGAAAUCCUGCCAACAAAUUAGUCCAGAGGUUACAGCAGCUCUUGUGGCAAACUUCCCUACUUUGUCAGCGAAUACAAUCCAGUCACUCGGCAAUCAGAGUGUUGGUCUGACUGAGGGCCAGAUAAGUGCCGCUCCUCCCAGUGUCAUUAACAGUACCCUGCCUGUACUCAGCGUCAUCACAGGCUGGAACCAGGGUCAGGUCAACAACAUCAUCCAGAGCAUCACUAACGCUGGCUUUAAUAUCAACAGUGGCUCCUCCCUGGUGUCUUUGGGCACGCUUAUUGGAGGCGUUCCUUCAGCAGCCAUCUCCAACAUCUUACCUGCUGAGCUUCUGACUGUGUCCCAGAAUCCAACAUUCAUCAACAACAUUCUGUCAGCACCAGUGAUUCUGCAAGAAACAUAUGUCCAGAAGAUUGUCUCUGUAGACCAGACUAAAGUGGUGGAGAACAUCCCAGAUGCGUUGGCAGGGUAUAUCCCACCUGUGCUACUGUCGUCUCCCACCUCCGUUAAUGUUACAAUCAUCAACAACAAGAGCUGGAGACAAGAACAGGCUGUGCUGUUGUUCAGCUCAGUGGCCAGCGCCAGUGGCAAUACAGAAGAGCUGUCGGAAUCAAUACUGCAAGGAUUCACCUGCAGCUCGGUUCAGAAACUACCACGGCAGAAAGUCACACAGCUGGUGAAAGCCUGCAGACCACGUACUGGCAGGAACAAGGUCGUCCUGAAAGAGUCUCAGCUGACCUGCAUGUACAACUACAUGAAAGACGAUUCAUCUCUGAACUUCACUGAUUUACCUGCUGACAUGCUUCUCUACUACAGCUACGAGAAGGUGCAGAAGGUGAACUGCAGGUCAUAUUUCGGUGCUCUGAGUGGAGCAGAUUUCUCAGUUCUUUCCAGCGUCCUCAAUAGACAGUCCAUCUUGUUUGAGAAUGCACGGGACUGCCUGGGUAUAUCUGGUGUGAGUCUGAACAGAACUCAGGUGGAGGUUCUGGGUAAUAUGGUCUGUACCCUGGACUCCACCUACAUUAAGAACUCUGAUCCACUCAUUCUGGAGAAACUGAAGAACUGUGGGGAUCUUUCUGACGCUCAGGUCACCGCUGUACAGACACUGCUCUACUCUGACAACACUACUUAUGGUAAUCGUUCAUCAUGGAAUCUGGACACUCUGAACAAGCUGGGCAUCCUGCCCCUUUACCUCAAACAAGACUUCUGGACCAAUUUUAACUCUACUACAAAGAAGACGUUUCUGAAGUCAUUCACUCCAUUCCUGAAGAAGCAGAAGAUCCAGAUACCGAAGCUCAGGAGAUUCUUUAUAGAAUCCAAUGUUAAUGUCAAAGUAGGAGCACGUGCAAUAACAGUAUGUGCUGCUGAUAACAACAUCACAGAGGCAACAAUUGCAGAUACCUCAUUCCCUCUCGGCUAUGACUCCACUCAGUUUGAUGCAUGCUUGGACAACACUUUCCUGAAAGAUAACCUGGCAGCCAUCACUGCGAAAGUGGUGGACACUGGCUUCCUGACAAUCAUUCUGAACAAAUUAAACCAGCUCUACCCAUCAGGCCUUCCAGAAAGUGUGGUACAGCUACUGAGUGCCGUGUCUCGUGUGGCCACUGUUAGUGACAUCAACAAGUGGAACAUCACCACAAUCGACACACUGUCCUCUCUGAUGAACUCAGAUAAUGGAGACUGGACCUCAGAGCAGAGUAAUGCUGUGAUUACGAGGUAUCUCAGCGUGGCUGGUAACACUCUGGGAACUGCUGAACUAAAUGCAAUUGGUUCCAACGUCUGUUCUUUGGAUGUCAGUGUUCUCAAAACCAUCACUGCUGACAGCCUGAGGAAAGCAAGCUCUGUGAAUGUAUCCUCAUGUUCCAUUGAUCAGAAAUCAGCUCUGUAUAUCAUCGCCAACUCCUCAUUCAGCACGCAACGCAGCGACCCUGCAGCAUUCUACCAGCUCAUCAACUCUUACCUGGGUGGAGCUCCUGUGGAGGAUAUACGAGCUCUUUCUACUCAGAACAUCAGCAUGGACAUCACCACUUUCAUGAGUCUGAACCUUCUGUGCUCAAGACCCUGAGUGUCAAUACAGUGCGUAGUCUUUUGGGAAUGAAUCUGGACAGCCUGAAGCUAUUUGAGAACACCACAGCAGUUCGGUCAUGGACGGAUCAGCAAUACAAGUCUGAAUUGGCGACCCUGAACAUCGGACUUGUAGGAGGCAAAGACGACCCCAUCAGCUCUACAGCUGCAACCAUCACUAAUGUUACAGUGUCACUGACUAACACCACCAUCACUCAGACCAGCUACACAGUCAAUGCUACAACACAUGGUUCCGGUGUUGUACAUCGUGGUUCAGGACUGUGGCUCGUCUCUCUGUGUGUAGGACUUCUGACCAUCACACUGCACACACUACGAUAACCAUCUAACCAUCCAACAAUCACACUGUCACUGAAAUACACACACUCACACACUCACAUACACACACACAAAAUACAGCUUCAGUGCUUCAUUACAUUACUCACACUAUAAUCACAUUCAUAGUUUAGUUACCAUGUUUUUUCUGUUAUCUGAGUAUUAAUACAUUGCACUGUAUUUUAACUUCAUCAAAUUUUCAGAGGAAUUAUAUUGUUUCAUUACCUAGAUGUGUUUUAUCCAUUCACAAUUGUACAAUCAAAAUUAUUAGUAAUAUUUAUCAAUUCUCUGUAGAUGUUUAGACAUGUUUUUUAUUUUUUUAGCAUAAUGGGACUGUUGUGCUGUAUCAAUUCUAAAUUUUGGAGUGGGACUAAUGUAAAAUCAAUGUUUAAAUCUUUAAACUAACCAGACAGUUAUUAAAUGAUUCUAUUCCUGACUAAUCUUCACUUAAUUGUUCAACUUCACAUUCAUUCUCAAUAAAAAUAACGUUUUAAAAACUUCA
Molecule: messenger RNA, 19109 nt
Organism: Colossoma macropomum (tambaqui)
Lineage: Eukaryota; Metazoa; Chordata; Actinopteri; Characiformes; Serrasalmidae
Exons: 150
Coding region: 714-18275 (5853 amino acids)
Biological process (GO): cell-matrix adhesion
Cellular component (GO): cell surface
Source: RefSeq, a predicted model, not a curated record